AAGCUGACCUGGGAGUUCCUUUUAGAUCAGACAAAAAGAAACCAGGAAGUUAGGAGGAAUUAUUACAGUCUGUACAGCUCAGGAUGUUAAAGGCGAUAACCUCCACGGCCUGGUUAUUCAUUAGCAAGAAGGAAAGCUCCGGAGAGAGCAGAACUCUCUCAGCUGCAGGCUUGAAGCAGGGUGAGAGCAGCUGGAGCAGGCCGGGCUGGGAGCUUGUUCCUGGAGCAGUCAGGAAGAAGCACCUUCCCACUGGACCUCCAGCUCAGUCCUCUCUUGGUUUUGCCUCAGGGCAGCAGCUACAAACAGAAAGCCAGCUGUGAGUGUCUUGGCCAAGCCCAGAUCUGCCGGAGAGAGGAGAGAUCCGAAGCGGGAGGUAUGGUGAGUUGCAGCUGAUUUGGAAGCUGCCUGGUGGAGGACCGUGGCUCUGUACAGCUUGUGGGGAGAGGACUAUCCUCUCCUACAACUACUAAGCUAGAACAACACCAUGGGCAGCGUCUGUGUGAGACUCUGGGCAUACCUGCAGCCUUUUCUCCCGUGCUGGUCUCAAGAGGCAGACAAGUCAGUAGUAAUUGAGAAUCCAGGGGCCUUCUGUCCCCCAGAGGCUCCCAGGUCACAAGAGCCCGAGAGAAGCCAUGGCCAGUAUUUUGUGGCUCUGUUUGAUUACCAAGCACGUACUGCAGAGGACCUGAGCUUCCGUGCCGGCGACAAACUCCAAGUCUUGGACACUUCGCAUGAGGGCUGGUGGUUGGCCAGACAUUUGGAGAAGAAGGGAACCGGCUUAGGUCAGCAGCUACAGGGCUACAUUCCUUCCAAUUACGUGGCGGAGGACCGGAGUCUCCAGGCAGAGCCGUGGUUUUUUGGAGCAAUCAAAAGAGCAGAUGCAGAAAAACAACUUCUGUAUUCAGAAAACCAGACGGGCGCCUUUCUAAUCAGAGAGAGUGAGAGCCAGAAGGGUGACUUUUCCCUCUCAGUUUUAGAUGAAGGUGUUGUAAAACACUACAGAAUAAGAAGGUUGGAUGAAGGUGGCUUCUUCCUCACCAGGAGGAAAGUCUUUUCAACCCUGAAUGAAUUCGUGAACUACUACACCACAACAAGUGACGGGCUGUGUGUCAAGCUGGAGAAGCCAUGCUUAAAGAUCCAGGUACCAACCCCUUUUGAUUUGUCAUAUAAAACUGCAGACCAGUGGGAGAUAGACCGCAACUCCAUACAGCUUUUGAAGCGACUGGGAUCUGGUCAGUUUGGAGAAGUUUGGGAAGGUCUGUGGAAUAAUACCACUCCAGUGGCCGUAAAAACGUUAAAACCAGGUUCAAUGGAUCCAAAUGACUUCCUGAGGGAGGCACAGAUAAUGAAGAGCCUAAGACACCCAAAACUCAUCCAGCUCUAUGCUGUUUGCACUUUAGAAGAUCCCAUUUAUAUUAUUACAGAGUUGAUGAGACAUGGAAGCCUGCAAGAAUAUCUCCAAAAUGAUGGUGGGUCAAAAAUCCAUUUGAUUCAACAGGUAGACAUGGCGGCACAGGUGGCUUCUGGAAUGGCCUAUCUUGAGUCGCAGAACUAUAUUCACAGAGAUCUGGCUGCAAGAAAUGUCCUUGUUGGUGAACAUAAUAUCUACAAAGUAGCAGAUUUUGGACUUGCAAGAGUUUUUAAGGUAGAUAAUGAAGACAUCUAUGAAUCUAAACACGAAAUAAAGCUGCCAGUGAAGUGGACUGCACCCGAAGCCAUUCGUACUAAUAAAUUCAGCAUUAAGUCUGAUGUGUGGUCUUUUGGAAUCCUGCUCUAUGAAAUCAUUACUUAUGGCAAAAUGCCUUACAGUGGUAUGACAGGUGCUCAAGUAAUUCAAAUGUUGAGUCAAAACUACAGACUUCCACAGCCAUCUAACUGCCCACAGCAAUUCUACAGCAUCAUGCUAGAGUGCUGGAAUGUUGAGCCUAAGCAACGGCCAACAUUUGAGACCCUGCAUUGGAAACUUGAAGACUACUUUGAAACAGACUGUUCCUAUUCAGAUACAAAUAACUUCAUAAACUAAACAUCAAGGAAAAGAAGAAAUAUAAUGAAGAUAUGAAAACGUGGGGCUCAUCAGUCCAGAAAUACUAUCUAUUCAACCAACUGUGAAAUCAGCUUAUUUUGACAUAUUCAAGUGGUAGGAUGAACUCAGCCAUGCAUUCCAUAUCAAAAAGAUAAUCUGUGUAUUUUAUUGACUAGGAAACACUGCAGGACAGUAUAAGAUAAUGUGUCAUUUUUCCUCACUGCCUGGUAAAAUCAAUCACACUAAAUGAAGUUAUUUUUUUUCCUUUUGAGAACUCCUCACAUUUCUAUUUAUUGUUUGAAUGCCCAUCAAGAGAAUCAACAGAUGACAGUGUUUACUCAGUUACUGUUGUGGCAUUUUCCUGUUUACUAAUUAGACUGGUUAUUCAUUAUUCCUCAAAUUGCUGAAUACCAUCAGGCUGUUAUUAUGAAGGAAUUUGAUUGCUCUGCUGCACAGCAGGACCUGUGCUUUGAGAUAUUUUUUUUCCUCUCUUUUAAAAUAUCCUGUAACUACAAUAAUGGUAAAGCCAUGUUAAAUGACUUGAUUGUACUUGAAGUAAUUGCACAUAUUUUUCCUAUGCAUAAGAAAAUGAAGCAGCUGUUGAGAAAAGGAAUUAAAAUCUUUCUCAUUUUGUAGAAGGAAAUGAUGGAGUUUGCUCUAUACCUCAGUAUGUGUCAUUGGAGAAUCAUCUGCAUUAGUUUUAAUCUCUUAAUGUCAGGAAUCAGGUUGCAAAGCCGAUGAAUUGUUAUGUAUGGGAAUAUAGGGGAACUACCACAUUGCCUACCAGGUCUGAGAAAUAGAUAUUAAAGUGGCUUAGAGAAGCUAACAGAGAGAGCUAGAGGAUUGCUGCAGCUUUCUAAGUAAUAAUAAAAAGUUUCUUUGGCAUGCAGGCCUAUUUUAAAUUGGCUUCAAAACAGGCCAAUCAGCACCUGAGGCUAGGAAUAAUGUCUGAAUGUAGUUAUGAACUGUAGCUUUUGUCUGUUAAGUCUGGAUGCUUUUCAGUAUCUUAAGUUUUUAUAACCUUGAAGAACUUCCCUGUUUUCUUAGGUAAUGUGUGUAUCAAAUGUUCUGCAUCACUGGAUGGUUAGCAAGACUUUUCUAAAAUCAGCUCCAUAGAUUCUGGAAUCUUCUAUUGUGCGGCACCGAAUGAACAUUCCAAAAGGAAACUGAGUUUAUCAAGUUUAUUUUUCAUCCUUCUUUAAGAGAGAAGGGACUAUCUAGAUGCUCACAAGGAUCCCCUGCAAAUUAAAAAACAUGCCAAUUCUUUCAACUAGGAACUAGGAGGGUAACAGGGACUAACCAUUAGCCAUUUGGUGAUGGCACUUCCCUAGCUGCAUUUCUGUUACCAUAGUAGAAAUCCUGAAAACAAAACAAAACAAAACAAAAACAAAAACAAAAACAAAAAACAAACAAACAAAACCAACUUAGAAGAGACAAGUUUUAUUCUAGCUUACCAUUCUAGGCCAUUGCAUCACAGCAGGAAGUCACUGUGACAAGAGAGCUUGAAAAUGAUUUCAUCACAUCCACAGUCUAAGAGGAGAAAGAGACAUAACUACAUGCACGCAUGCAUGACUUGCUUGUUUGCUUACUUGUGCUCAGGUCAAUUUCUACACUCUUAAAAUGUUUGGGACACCUUUGCCUAGGAAAUAGCAUGGCACACAAUGGGCUGAGUUUUCCAGGAUCAAUUAACUUAAUUAAGACAAUUCUGUACAGACAUGCCCACAGGCAAGUCUAAUAUAAAGAAUCAUUGUCAACUCAUUGUGACUCUCUUUCUUGAUGAUUCUAGGUGCUGACAAAUUGUCAAUUAUAGCUAGUCAUUAGACCACUUAAGACUCAAACCUUAUCAAACUUUCCCAUCUACCACAAGCAUUUUCUGUGUUCCACUAGUCACAGGUGGCCACCAGUGGUAAGUGAGGCUCCUUGUUCUCUUAUAUUUAAGAAGACAAAAUGGAUAACUUAACUCUUAGGCAUUAUCCCAAGCUUGUUAAACACACACACACAAACCAACAUCCCAUUCCCAUUUGAGGGGGAGGAAGCAGAUUGCAAACACAGUCCUGUGGCUAAUGGACAACAAUCAGCACAGUGGAUGUUAAUGCCAAGUGUUGAUUGGCUUGGAAGAAAGUCUGCACUGAAGCUGGGCAUAUGAACUUCUCCAAGAUAAGUUGUUUAUUCAAAUAAAAUUAGAGAUGAGUAGCUGGUUAUGUGAUCAUUAUCAGAACUAUUUAAGAUGAAUUAACUGUUGGAAUUAAUCUAGUACAUGUAUGCAUUCAUUUCUCAUCUUAAACAUUUCUGAAGACUUUAAUCUGGAUCAUAUGAAAAGACUAUAGAUGUGCUUAGAGAAGGAAAAGCAUUUGUUAGAUAAGCUCACUAUUAAUAUUUUAAUUAGUUGACAGAGCAAGUAGUAGCUUCAAUUGUUUGUUUCAGAUUAUCUGGUCUAAUGUAACCAAGGAGAAGACAUUCAACAGCUAGUCGGCUAAAAUGAAAUUUCAAAAAGGACUCCUUUUCCUGAGUUCAUUUUUUUCAGAACUUUUUCUGCUUGAGGCAUACGUAGAAAUGAGGGGCAAUAUUCCAAUUUCAUUGUGCAAAUUCAAAUGCUAUGUACUUUUAUGUGGUAGCUGAUAAUAAUAAAUUUGUAGUAAGAUCUGGCUUUGAAAUAUAAAAUGACUAUCCGUUCCUGCUUUAAUACUACCUGAAACUUGUUUAACUCACUGUGUUUGAUUCUUGGAGACAUUUAUGUUCAAGGCUCUGUCAAAGCAAUCUAUUAUUCUUGUUUUUACCCUGAUGGAUCAUGGGGGAGGGGGAAAUAAUGGAUUCAGCUAUGAGAAGCAGUAAUAUAUAUAUUUUUAAACUGACAUAAAUUUCUUUUCCUGUAUAGAAUAAAAGGAUCAGGACAGAGAUAGGCUGAAUUUCCUUCAAUGAGCCUGCUCUUGUUGAAGUUACCUCCCAUAAAUUGUAGCCAAGCA
Messenger RNA from Mus musculus (house mouse), 4986 nucleotides. It is a transcript of the gene Frk, whose product is annotated as fyn-related kinase. Gene Ontology annotation, cellular component: nucleus; cytoplasm; nucleoplasm. Gene Ontology annotation, biological process: negative regulation of transcription by RNA polymerase II; cell differentiation. NCBI's taxonomy places the organism in Eukaryota, Metazoa, Chordata, Mammalia, Rodentia, Muridae. Gene Ontology annotation, molecular function: non-membrane spanning protein tyrosine kinase activity; ATP binding; protein kinase activity. The record is from RefSeq and is a predicted model, not a curated record. The coding region runs from base 485 to 2023 and encodes 512 amino acids. The transcript has 9 exons.